CUCGUUCUCAUCACCCUCAUGCACGAAGGACUGAAUUUGUUUUGGAGCCCAAAUUGCAAACACCACCUGCGUGUUUAAAUUGGUGUACUGCGAAGUUCAAAUCUAAAAACAAACGAUUUCCAAAAUGUAGCUAAAGUUCCAAAUGUCUUCAUCAACAGUGAAGAAGCUUCAAAAUUUGCAUUUAGCAGAGCGUUCAUGUGGCCUCGAGGAUUUAGUAAGUUUAGGCCCAUGCCAAGAUGGACCGACUCGUGAUUCAACCCAAUUCAAAACCAAGCAAUUGCUGGAGAAAUCGUCUCCUAUUCACAACAUUGACUUUGCUGAUUCAGCUACAUUAAAGAAGGAGAAAGCUAAAGUUGCCGAAAAUGAGAAGUAUUACUACAGAAGUCCUUGUCCGGAAAGAAAUAACUUGGCUAAGUCCUCUCGAAAGUCUGAUGCAGCAUUUUCAAACACUUCUCUACUGGGCUCGGUUGAACAGUUCUGCAAACCAAGUGCAGCCGAUAGAAAUCACUCAAAGGUUUUUGUUGGAAAUAUCAGUUAUCGAAUGAAGGAUAGAGAGCUUAGAGAAUACUUUGAAUUGUUUGGAAAAGUUCUUCGGGCAAGUAUUUGUAAAGAUAAGAGGAGCAGAAGGUCUAGGGGAUUUGGCUUUGUUGUUUUUUCCAAUCAUGAAGAAGCAGAAAGAGCCAUUCGUGCACCAGAAUAUCAGCUACAUUGUGAUGGAAGGUUGCUUAAAGUUUCUUGGCCAGAGAGGAAAACAAAAGGUGGAUCGGCAAAUGUUAGUGCAUCGCCAGGAUUGUCCAUAGAGGAACUCGCAAGAUAUCUCCUUGGAACAGAGACUUUUCAAAAUGUUACCGAAGAAACAAAUGUGCAGACGGAUGAUAGGCUCGAAAAGGAUUGCAUAAACCAGUUAAAUGAUGACAUUCUUUUGAAAAUAUUUUCAUAUUUGGAACCGGCAGAGAGAAUCAAAUUGGAACGAGUUUGCAAGAGGUGGAUGACUGUGUCCUGUCAAACAUGGAAGUCGCUUAAACGUUUGGAUUUCAAAGGAAUGUUCACUUCGUUUCGAGGUGUUACAGACAAGAUUUUGUAUUCCAUUCUGAAACGAGGCUGCAAUAAUCUGCAAGAAUUGGAUCUAUCAGGUUCUCCAUAUUUCCUCACACCAGUUGGCGUCUAUUCGAUAAGCAAGAUAUGCACAGUUUUGAAAGUUUUGAACCUGUCUAACGUGGGAGUAGAUAAUCAAAACUUGAAGGACAUCGCACAGAAAUGCAGCCAAUUAGAGGUACUUAUUCUAAGAAGGAGUAGGAAUUUUGGUGAAAAGGGGUUGUGGUGGUUUUUGAAAGAAGCAAAGAAUAUCAAACACCUUGAAGUAACGGAAAAUUUGCGAGUGACUGGGCGAUGUUUUUGGAUGCUUUCUCCAACAUUUCAAAUAUUAAACAUCAGUGGAUGUGUAAAGGUUGAUGAUGUAGGCAUGGAGCACCUCAGCUCUAAAGCUCCAAAUCUGCUGGCCUUGGACAUCAGCAAUUGUCUUCUCAUUUCGGACAACGGAUUAACCAAAAUAUGUACAAGCAACAGGCAACUACGAAAGCUUGUUUUCUCUGAAUCAGGCAAUGCUGUAACUCCAAAUGGGAUGGUGGCUGUCGGAAUGCUCACAGAGUUACAAACCUUGGAUUUGUCUCAGAGUCAGGCUGUGAAUGACAGCGUCCUUAAUCGAAUUGUAGCUGGAUGCACGAAACUAAGACAUUUGAAUUUGCAAGCGUGUCACCACGGAGUCACAGACUCUGGGGUCAAGGCAUUGUCUACAUUGGUUCAUUUACAGGACCUGGACAUCAGUUAUCUGUCAGAGGUCACUGAUGCCAGUUUGGAGCACCUCGCAGCAACCUCUCGGAUACAAUCAUUGACCUGCAAGGCAUGCAGCUUGAUUUCAAAUGACGGCAUAAUUUCAUCAGUUCUUUUUGGUGGCACGUCAUUGGAAUACAUGGAUGUGAGUGGCUGCUUUGCCGUCAGUGAUAACAUACUGAACAAUUCACAUCUAGCAGAGAGAGACGAGGACUUGCCAAAGAUAACCAUAAAUGUCGGAGGCACAUCAAUGACACAGGAAGGAGCUUUAGCUCUUCAGGAAAAGAUCGGUAACUGCAAGGUGCUGUUUGAGAAGAGGUACAAUAGUGCGCUGCGAAAUGAUUAUGAUCCAACGUCAUAUGCUCCAUUCGAAUCAAGUGAAGAUGAAGAUAAUGAGGAACAAGAUAGAGGCUUCCAUCCCUUCAGCGCAAAAGGUUAUACAGUACGUUCCAGUGACCUAGAUGACGUAACGCUGUCUCGUCGUACUAUGAGUUAUGAACAGGCUGAAGAUUUCUUGGCAGCCGAUGAUCCUGCGUUGCUCGAUGAAAUGGAGGAGCAGUUCAUGUUUGACUGAAUAUCAUGACUUUUCAAUGUUGUACUUUAAUUUUGAAAUGCCUGUGAGUGUUCAUUACCAGAAAAGUAGUAAGAUUGUUAUUGACACGAAAUAUACUCCUUAAAGUAUCGCAUCCAAAAGUUUCAUUUUUAUGCGAACGUAGCGGAGGAAUGAUUUCAUUUGUACAAAAAAAAUGUGCAUAUAAGUUGCCUUUGGAGUUGAGGUUUGUUUUGUUAUCUUAUGUAGUUUUAGGAUUACGUUUUUAAGGAUAGGCCAUUUUUGUGUUUCGUGAUAGUAUUCCAUAUUUCUAAUCCGCCAUUACUGCUUGGCCAGUUGCAUAUUU
Molecule: messenger RNA, 2726 nt
Organism: Rhopilema esculentum
Lineage: Eukaryota; Metazoa; Cnidaria; Scyphozoa; Rhizostomeae; Rhizostomatidae
Biological process (GO): SCF-dependent proteasomal ubiquitin-dependent protein catabolic process
Cellular component (GO): SCF ubiquitin ligase complex
Molecular function (GO): RNA binding; protein binding
Source: RefSeq, a predicted model, not a curated record